Messenger RNA from Cyclocybe aegerita, 714 nucleotides. The record is from the annotation of a GenBank genome assembly. Lineage: Eukaryota; Fungi; Basidiomycota; Agaricomycetes; Agaricales; Hemipholiotaceae.
AUGAAUAGCUACACUGUCUUCCCCGUGAAACCGAACAACGACAAUACUCUUCGUCGUCUAUAUGCAUGCGUCAUACAACAGCCGCCACCCAUUAGUCAAGCCGUCCCGUCCUUCUACCCAAUCAGACGACGGCGUGAAUUGUGGUUGGAUGGACGAGGUGGAAACAUGGUGAACGAACAUAGGCUUUUCUGGGAACACGAGGAUCAUGAUGAAGGACAACACGUAUCCGACCAGCAUAUGCCUUCGUUUCGAGCUCGUUGGCGGGGGCGGAGGCCCGAGGGCUAUGUGUCCGUGAUGCAGGAUGCGAAGCGAGAAGUUAAUCACCCAGACCAUACAUCUAGCUAUCGGAAAGUCAGUACCAGCGCAUCGAGCACGUAUCAGCCUCACAACAGAGAUAACACGAAGAAAGCUGAGGUUCGGGUCCUAAAUCUGGUUGGGAUGGGCUGGUGGCAGCGGCUCGCGCUGAGGGUAACGCGGGAGUCGGGAGUGCUGUGCGUUCGACGAAAGCCUAAAGCGGCAGCCUGCGAAUGCCAAAUGGGCGGAAAUGGUCGAGCACAGCGCCAGCGAGCGUCGAAGGUUGGCCCUGGAACGCGUUCUUUGACGACGAUGGCCCGGGUGGGUGCAGGGCGGUGUUUGGAAGGGCUGGAGGUUGGAGGUUGGAGGUUGGAGGUUGGAUAUUAUAUGGAUGCAAGGAUUUGGCCAGGCGGUGUUUGA